This is a messenger RNA of Camellia sinensis, 823 nucleotides long. Its product is annotated as RING-H2 finger protein ATL67. Gene Ontology annotation, biological process: protein ubiquitination. Gene Ontology annotation, molecular function: transferase activity. The record is from RefSeq and is a predicted model, not a curated record. Lineage: Eukaryota; Viridiplantae; Streptophyta; Magnoliopsida; Ericales; Theaceae.
ACCACCACCGCCGCCGUCCCCGGCGGCGCACCACCACCACCUCCCCCCCACUCCACAACCAACUACCUAACCAGCCUCGGCCUCGGCUACGCCAUCGCCAUCGCCCUCGGCUUCCUCGUCCUCCUCUCCACCGUUCUCCUCGUCUCCUACGUCUGCCUCCGCCAUCGCCGCCGCCAAAACCUUAACCCUAGCUCCACCACCACUACCACCACCACAACUUCUUCCGACAACGGCAUCAUCCUCCCCCGCAUAAUCUUCGUCGCUGAAGACGACAACGAAGACAACAAUAACGCCGUCGUAGGGCUCGAUCAAGCGGUCAUCAAUUCGUACCCUAGGUUUCCCUUCUCGAAGGAUCGAGGCGGUGGAAUCAACGAUUCGAUGUGUUCGAUCUGCUUGUGUGAGUAUAGAGAGGCUGAGAUGCUGAGAAUGUUGCCGGAUUGUCGGCAUUACUUUCACUUGACUUGCGUCGAUGCGUGGUUGAAGUUGAACGCUUCGUGUCCGGUUUGCCGGAACUCGCCGCUUCCGACGCCUCUCUCGACGCCGCUCUCGGAGGUCGUGCCGCUUUCGCAGUACUCCGAUGGUCGGAGGAGGUGACGGUGAUGAUGAUGAUGAUAUUGUUGUGAUUUUCAGGGGGUGUGAUAAUUUUGUUGGUCUUGACUUUGGUGUGUUUGGUUGCCAGGAAAAUGUAGAUUUUUGGACAGUUAGGAAUGGUGGAAUCUUUUUGAGUUUUUUUUUUGAUUUUUUUUUGGGGGGGUUGAAUUUUGGUUUACUUGUAAAGCAAAAAGCACAUUAUCAUUCUUGAGCUGUUUGAAUUUUGGUUUAC